CGGGAGCAGAGGCCAUGGAGUCCCCUUCUCUGCUUCUCUGCAAAGGGCUGCUGCUCACAGCCUUCCUCUUAACAUGCUGGAAUACACCUACCACCGCCGAGCUCACUAUCGAAUUAGUGCCGCCCAUGGUGGCUGAAGGUGGAAACUCCAUCCUAUUUGUGCAUAAAAUGCCACUGAAUGUCCAGGCAUUUUACUGGUACAAACGGAAAAACCCGACCAAGAGCUACGAAGUCGCUCGGUACUUAACGCCCAACAACACAACGUCGAAGAUGCCUCAACUCAGCGGUAGGAAAACAGUAUUCUACAGUGGAUCCCUGCUGAUCAGAAAUGUUACCCAGGCUGACAGCGGAUUGUACACCUUACUAACGUUAAACACAGAAAUGGAAAGUGAGCUAACACACGUGCAGCUGGACGUACACAAGCCUGUGGCACAGCCUACCCUCCAAGCAGACAAUACAGCAGUGACAGAAGACGGCCCAGUGGCCCUCACCUGCCUCACGGAAGACCCCGGGCUCUCCAUCCGCUGGUUCUUCCAUCACCAGAGCCUGUAUUUCAACGACAGGAUGACGCUGUCCCAGAAAAACAGCCGGCUCAGCAUAAACCCCGUCAGGAGGGAGGAUGCGGGGGAGUAUCAGUGUGAGGUCUCCAAUGGGUACAGUUCUAAGACGAGUCCCCCAAUCCAAAUAUCUGUGGCCAGUGAGUGAGCUCUCCUCUCUCUAGGCGCCACAG
Messenger RNA from Phodopus roborovskii (desert hamster), 729 nucleotides. Its product is annotated as carcinoembryonic antigen-related cell adhesion molecule 3. The transcript is spliced from 3 exons. Gene Ontology annotation, biological process: regulation of immune system process; signal transduction. The coding region runs from base 15 to 704 and encodes 229 amino acids. Gene Ontology annotation, molecular function: protein tyrosine kinase binding. The record is from RefSeq and is a predicted model, not a curated record. Gene Ontology annotation, cellular component: plasma membrane; cell surface. Lineage: Eukaryota; Metazoa; Chordata; Mammalia; Rodentia; Cricetidae.